Cladocopium goreaui is the source of this 4043-nucleotide messenger RNA. The record is from the annotation of a GenBank genome assembly. Lineage: Eukaryota; Dinophyceae; Suessiales; Symbiodiniaceae.
CUCAUAGACAUGCGGUAGUUUCAUUUCUGCAGCUAGAUGCAGCGGAGAGAUGUUUUCCGCCUGCUUGUCGUAUUGUCGAGAUCCACACGUGGAUGCGGAGGAGGUCCAGAACAGCACCGACUUCAAUCCGACCUUCGAGGAUGAGGACAGUGAUACCACAGAGAACGAUGAGACAGGCUGCCAAAGUGGGCGGUCAAGAUAUAUGCUCCCGCGUAGGAAACUUACCAGUGUCGAGGAGCUCGAAUGGAUGAAGCCUUUACUGGACAAGCUUUGGCCUAAGAUUGAUUCGGCGCUCCACAAAAUUAUGAAGGAAACGGUGGAGCCCAAGAUCCAAGACAAACUUCCUUUUGCCCUGAAGGGUUUGACCUUCAAAAAGUUCACGCUGGGGAAAACAACACCCAGCGUGGGGCCGAUCACAAUUUGGGAUGCGCCCUGUUUGAAAGACGAUAUCGAUCAUCGAGGAUUGGAACUGCACAUCGAAGUUGAGCUGAAAACCAAAAAUCUGGAUGUUGAACUGGCAAUUGGAGCUCUGACUGCUGGAGUGAAGGAGUGCACAAUCAAAGGUACUUUGGUGGUGCGUUUGGAUCCUCUGCUGGACCAUUCGCCGAUUCUGGGUGGCCUGGUGAUCUAUUUCUUGGACCCACCGGUUCUAGAUCUGGAUUUCACUCAACUUGCUUCAAUGGCAGAGCUUGAGCUCAGCGAACGGGGUCUGACCCGCAUCUUUGAGAAACUCAUUGCCAACCGACUGGUGCUGCCCAACGUUUGGUUCCGCCCUUUCUUGAAGGAUGAAGACAUCGUGGAUACUGCAACCCUGCGCGAUCCAAAGCCUGUAGGCGUACUGAGGGUGACAGUCAUUGAAGGCAGCAAACUCUAUGGCAACGACUUCCAUUUGUUCAGCAAGGCAACCAGCGAUCCAUAUGUCCGCAUUCGCUUGGCGGAUGAUGAAUGGCAAUCUUGCAAACGAGAAGAGACUUGCAAUCCCAAGUGGCUCACUGAUCCUGAGACGAUUGGGAGUGAACAGAUCUCACCAGACGAAGUGCAGCACGACUUCUUGGUCUACGAUGUGGGGCAAACGUUGAGGAUGGAAGUCUUUGACUGGAACCAGAUCAUGGAGCACGUCUUGAUUGGACGCACCAAGCCCAUGACGGUUCAAGAGGCUUUGAGCCGCUCCAGGAAGCCCAUGGAGUUAUUUGAUUCAAAGGAGAAGCAAGAUCGCGGGCAUUUGGUGGUGCAGUUUGACUGGUUGAAAGUCACUUCCGGAUACCUCGACGAUGACUAUGCCUGCAUGGUCAGGAUUAAGUUCGAUGAGGUCUAUGUGCCGGAUGACAUCGACUUCACUUCAGCGAAGAUUCAGGUGAAGCUUCAAGAUGGAAAGCUGAAGAACACGCCUUUCACAUCACCGCCCAACACCACUGUCACUUUCGCAGAAUCUCCCAGUGACAAACGACUGGAUGUCGAGUACGUCAUGUGCUUCGGCGUGGCGAAGGAGGUGGCCAUGACGGAGCCACUGCAGAUCUCGUUGAUUGCGCAACAAGACCAAGUCCACCGAGAACGAACGCUGGCAGUGGGAAGGAUCAACUUGGAAGAAGUCAUGAACGAACCCGACAAAAACAAAGAGUGGAUUGAUGAGCCGUUGAUAUUGGAAAGGCCGCCACCAGAAGAUGGGAACGUUCUGCCAGACUUUUUCACCUCUCGUGGUGAGGCACCACAAGAGGCAGCACCAGUGCGAGCAGAGGUGACGGUUUCCGUGAUGGGCCUGCAGCCAGUUGCCACAAAGGCAGCUCUGACUCAUAUGAGGAAGCGAUGUCAGCAACCUCCCGAAGAUUUUCGAGUCACAAGACGCAACAGCUCGUUGAGUAAGUGGGAACAACCUUUCGUGGGCCGAGAUCAGACAAAGUGCACAGGAUCUGUUGAAUCUCUCGAUUGGUUCAACGCUUUUUUUGGACGACUUUGGCCAAAGAUUGCAAAGUACGUGCAAAAACUCAUGGAGGAUCAAGAGGGGAAUGUGACUCAAAAAAUGCAAGCGGCAGUUCCAAAGCUUCUGAAAGGCAUGUACUUCAACAAGUUCAAGCUGGGGACGAAGACGCCGGUCUUUGGUCCCAUCAAAAUUGGAGAAGCGCCAGAGCGAUGGGGCAAAGAGCCUGGAAAGGAUGCCAAUCAGGGGUCAGAAAUCAGACUGGGCGUGAAACUGGAUUCAGAGUCACAGAUCGAGCUGACUGUGAUGGCUGUGAAGGUGGGCAUCCAUCGAUUGCAGGUCAGAGGCGAAAUCGCCAUCCGCUUUGAACCUUUGUUGGGGCAGACGCCUGUGAUUGGAGGUUUGGUGAUGUGCUUCCUGAAUCCCCCGAAACUGGCCAUGGAGUACAAACACUUUGCCCAACUGGUUGGCAACACAACGUUGGAGCCAAUGGUCAGGGGUGCCAUUGAUCGUGCCAUUGCAAAGGCCUUGGUUAUGCCGAAUGUGAUCUCGGUGCCAAUUGGAAGCGAGGAGAAAGGCGUUGACCGCAGCCUCUUGCGACAUCCGCGUCCUUUGGGAAUUGUCCGCGUGAGGGCAAAGUCUGCGACUGGUCUUCCAGAUGGACAUCUCCACUUGUUCAGCAAGCAGAACAUUGAUGCGUAUGUGAGAGUCCGAGUAGCAGAUGAUGAAUGGCAUUCUUCGAUGGCGGAGGGAAGUUCUCCCGUCUGGACCGCCGCGGAUCAUCACUGCUUCUGGUACUACGACAUCAGGCAGACCAUCCACAUCGAGGUGAUGGACAAGGGUCGGUUCAAUCCUCAACACACGAUAGGCCAAGCCAAGCCGUUGUUGGUAAAGGAUGCAGUAGAAAACAGCGGAGCCGCCAUUGAACUCUUUGCUCCAGUCCAGGGUCUAGAUGAGAUUGGUGACGAAUCGUGCGGAUCUGUUGAUUGUGAGUUUGAACUGCUGCAACCACGGCCGGGCCUUCGUCCUCAAUGCGAGCUUUGCAUGCUGCGUGUCAAAAUCGAUAAGAUCUACGUGGCAGAGGAGUUCCCCGAACCCAUUGCGCUACGUGCUCGAUUCAGCGAUGCUGAGAAGAUGACGUCGUUUGUAACGAGAGCAGUGAGGACAGACAAGGACGCCAAGGAUGCCAAGGACGACAGGAAAGCGUCGAAAGCGUCACGCCAAGACAGCAGAGAUCCAAGCAAGCCUCCGUUGAGACGCAUCGGCACACUCCUGCCAGAGGAAGGUUUCGAGAAGCAACCAGUGACUUUGGGAGUGGAUUCUGUGCUGCAUUUGCUGUUGAGACAAGAAGAUUUGAAAACUCAUAACCUGGAGCUCGAGCUGGUGGACAAAAAACGGAAGGUCUUUGCCUCGAAAGAUAUUGAACUGAAACAGCUGAUUGACAGAAAGGUGUUCCGAAGAAUGUGGGGAAGCGAAAAGCAACCACCGCUGAACUUAAGAGGAGAGGGCGGCAAGUGUCAAGCGGAACUCGAAGUACAGAUUUCAGGUCUCGAUGUGCAACAAGUUCGUGCAAAGAGGGCACCACCACGCUUCAAUCCGGACUUUAUCGUCUCUCAGCCCAGGUGUUUGUGCAGCCGCUGCAAGCUGAAAAGAGAAUCCUGGUUCCUGCUGGCCUUCGCAGCAAACGCUUUGGUGGAAGGGGUUGCAUGCCUGAUUGCCGCCCUGUCCGGAUUCAUUUUGGUCUUUGCCAUCAACGUCUUCGGGCCAAGGCACCGGCAAAAAGUCCUGUCGGACGAAGCAGAUGAGGAUGAAGUGGUCCCCACCAACAUCCCUGCCACACUGUAUGAAGGUGGUGAGACGACUCGAAGUUCCAAGGAACGUGCAUCGCCCAUUCUGGUGCGGGAACGUCCUGUUUCCAUGGCCGAACCACGAUCACCGACCUUCGACUUGACUCCCACAACGAGAACAUGGACCAAGGAUCGAGAUCGCGGUAGGGCAAACACAGCCAAGUAAAUACCAUUUCGAACAGGAUCAGCCAGCGAGGCAAGAUUCGCACUUUUCGUAGAGUUUGCAGAGUGUUUGUGAAGUUAUCGGCGCAUUCUCAGUGUUGAAAUCUUCGCAUGUCCAC